CCAGUUUUAGUUGCUGGUAGCGUUUAAAAAAAAGGCACUGAUUUACCAACAAAACCGCGGCACUGAGUUAGUGACAGAAAUCCUACUUCUCUUUACUGUGCUGAGUUGAGCAGAGAAACCCCCCAGAUUAAGCGGGACCUGAGCAGUUGCUGGGAAAUAACUGUGGAAAUGAAAAUAGAAAGUGAAAUCUCCUUCAUGUUGACGCCUAUAUUGCACCGAGAAAGGGAUCGGGAUAUGUAUCUUUUGAAGUCGGCUGGACGGGAUGUUUCAGCGUGGAUUGCUGCCCCAGGCCUUGUCGCUAUGCCUGUGUUGGGUGUCCUGGAGCAGUCUGCAAGUUUCCGCCAGGGAAUCGAGCGAGAACAUCUUGAAUGCAAGCUCUCAUAAACUUUCUCCUCCAGUCAAUCUGUCUUUGAAGUCACACAAUUUUAAGACCAUAUUAACGUGGGCUGACGUAAAUAAGACAUCUGAAACAACAAACUUUACUGUCCAGUUCAGGGAUUACCAAACUGCUCAAUGGCAGCUGUUCCCACCUUGUUCAAACAUUGCUUUGUAUCACUGCGAUGUCACUGAUGCUUUUAGUGUAAACCUUAGUACAGCAAAUUCCUAUUAUGCCAAAGUCAAAGCGAUCACAAAAUUUGAAGAGUCGCAAUUUGUUCUCACCAAGAGAUUCAGUUUUCAACAGAACGCCACAAUAGGUGCACCCACAGUGGAUAUUUUAGUCCGUGGACACCAAGUAUUUUUGAGAUGUAUAUACCCUUUUUUUCCAAAGCUCACUACAGCAACUGGCCGAAAUAUCGACCACAACUUUCGAUGUGAUAUUUGUGUUUGGCAAGAAGGACGCAACGAAUCGAAAAAUUGUCCAACUAGGAAAUCAAAACUGAAGCUUAAUAUAACACAACCAGGAGUCACUUUAUGUGUGUCCGCUCGAGUGAAUCCAAAGCAAUGGAAAAUGAAAACAGAAUGGUCAACACAAAAGUGCUUCCAAGUCCGGUCCUUAAGUUUGCAAGAAAUUCUACUUGUACUUCUAGCUGUGAUUGCAUUUUCCUUGGGGUUUAUAACUGUCAGAAUCAUCUGGAAAUUCGUAAAGAAGGAAUUAGUCUUACCAAAAUCUUUGAUGCUUAUUGUUAAGGCCAUCAACCCAUAUGCUGACAUGAAGAUUGAAGAGGAUUCAGUAUCUGUUGUGAUUAAAUAUGAGGACGUGUGUCCUGUUGAAAGUAAUGAUUUUUAUGAGGAAGUGACAAAGCCCAUUUCAAAUCCAGAGGUCACUGAACCACUUUCUGUUGAUCUGAAAUAUGCUGGGAAGGGCUGGCCAUAUGAUCAACCUCAAACUCUGUUGAGUAUUACUUAACUUUUAAUUCCCAACAGUGCGUAAGCUGUCAAUGUAGGUCCAUGUCUCAAACAACUGGUAGAUGUUGUGCAUCAUUAUUGUGUAAUGAAUGAUCUGGAGAAUUAUAUAAAAGUUACCAUAUUUAGAGACAGUGCAACAUAAAGUUUAAUAUUGGUUUAACUUACAUUGUAGUGGCAAAAGUUCUCCCAAUGAUUGGGAUUUAUAUGUUCACUGUCUGGUACAU
This is a messenger RNA of Stegostoma tigrinum, 1571 nucleotides long. It is a transcript of the gene ifnlr1, whose product is annotated as interferon lambda receptor 1. Lineage: Eukaryota; Metazoa; Chordata; Chondrichthyes; Orectolobiformes; Stegostomatidae. The coding region runs from base 263 to 1348 and encodes 361 amino acids. The record is from RefSeq and is a predicted model, not a curated record. The transcript is spliced from 7 exons. Gene Ontology annotation, molecular function: protein binding.